Molecule: messenger RNA, 2757 nt
Organism: Acomys russatus (golden spiny mouse)
Lineage: Eukaryota; Metazoa; Chordata; Mammalia; Rodentia; Muridae
Gene: Nom1
Product: nucleolar protein with MIF4G domain 1
Biological process (GO): ribosomal small subunit biogenesis
Cellular component (GO): nucleolus
Molecular function (GO): protein binding; RNA binding
Source: RefSeq, a predicted model, not a curated record
AUGCAGCGGAACAUCCCGGAAGUUAGCGGCGUCUGCAGGCACGGGUGCUGCGGACCGUGUUGGAGCGCACGGGCGCAUGCUCAAACGAAGCGUAGCGGCAGCUGCCGCCGUGCGGGCGGCGGGAAGGGGCCGCUGAAACGGCUGCGGCUGGCUGUGGAGGACUUCGUGCGGGCUACCUCCGAGAGCGAGACUUGCGAGGGCCGCGGCGCUGUGACGCGCUCCCGGCCGGGUGGGCGAAAGAGCCGCAAGGAGCUUCGUAAGGAGAAGCGACACCUGAGGAAAGCGCGGCGCCUGCAGAGGACCGUGGGCUCUGGGGCAGGGGACCAAGAGGGAAGUAUCGUUAACGGCUUCCGGGAGACUCCGUUGCCCGCUGAGAUACGACUGACCCCCGCCAAAACCACAGCGACUUGCGCUGAAGCCAAGGCUUCCACCGCUAACAUCAAAGCCUCGGCGACCCAGGCUAAGGCCAAAGCUAAAGCUGCCCCCGGAAAGCCGGGUCCUGCCACCUCGGCCUCCAGGAAACGGGCACUUCUAGCGGCCAACGAGGAGGAGGAUCGAGAGAUCCGAAAGCUGGAGCGAUGCCUCGGCCUGAACAAGCGCAAGAAGAAGGGCGAUGGUAACUCGGUGCCGCUCAGCUUCGCGCGCGACGGCCUGGACUACAUCCUGGGGGCCCUAGAAUGUGGGAAAAGCGGAGGCCUGUACGAAAGUAGCGAGGAAGAGGAGGAAGACAAGGUGGAGACUGCACAGACACUCUUGGAGAGUGACCUGGAGAGCAGUUCCGAGGAAAGUGAGGAGGACUCAGUCUCGCAAUCGCAGCGGGCGGAUCAGGAGGAUGUGAACUUGGAAAGGGAAGAGGCAGAAAGUAAAGGGAAGAAGAGAGUACGCUUUGCAGAAGUCGUAGAAAAGAGUGAAAGUUCUUCGGAAGAUGACCCAGAACAUGAGGAGAAUCACUGUGUUGAAAGUGGUGAAAAGUACAUCCCACCUGGGUUGAGGGGCGAGGAAGCGGUGGAUGUCCGUAAGAAAGAAGAGCUAGAAAGGCUUAAGAAACACGUUAAAGGCCUAAUUAACAGGUUGAGUGAGCCAAACAUGGCAUCUAUAAGUGGGCAGCUAGAGGAGCUAUACAUGGCCCACAGCAGGAAGCACAUGACGGACACGCUGACUGCUGCCCUCUUGGAUGCCUGCGUCACUGCCUCAGCCAUGCCCAGCAGACUGAUGAUGGAGCAUGUCCUCUUAGUCAGCAUCCUUCACCACACGGUCGGAAUAGAGGUUGGUGCUUGCUUCCUUGAGGCUGUGGUAAAGAAGUUUGAUGGUGUCUAUAGAGAUGGAGGUGAGGGGAGAGAACUGGACAACCUCUUUACCAUGAUUGCUCAUUUGUACAACUUCCACGUGGUACAGUCUCUACUCAUCUUUGACAUUUUGAAGAAGCUUGUUGGAACUUUCACGGAAAAAGACAUUGAGCUGAUCCUGUUGAUGCUGAAAAAUGUGGGCUUUUCGUUGAGAAAAGAUGACGCCUUGUCACUUAAGGAGCUGAUCACAGAAGCCCAAGCCAAGGCCAGUGGGGCAGGCAGCAAGUUUCAGGACCAGAACAGGGUACGGUUUAUGUUGGAGACGAUGCUGGCUCUGAAGAACAAUGACAUGCGUAAAAUCCCUGGCUACGAUCCUGAGCCUGUGGAGAAACUGAGGAAAUUACAGAGAGCUCUGGUACGCAGUGCUGGCUCAGGUUCCGAGACUCGGCUUCGAAUCUCAUGGGAUGGCAUCUUAAAUGCAGAGCAGACUGGUCGCUGGUGGAUUGUGGGGUCUGCGUGGAGUGGGACCCCGAUGAUUGACAACAGUCAUCACGCACACCUGCAGAAGCCACUUGGUGGAACGGUUAGCUCCAAGAUGCUGGAGCUUGCUAGAAAGCAGAGAAUGAACACUGACGUCAGAAGGAACAUCUUCUGCACUAUAAUGACGAGUGAGGACUUCCUGGAUGCCUUUGAGAAGCUGUUGAGGCUUGGGCUGAAGGACCAGCAGGAGAGAGAGAUCGUUCAUAUCCUCAUGGAUUGCUGCCUGCAAGAGAAAACCUACAACCCGUUCUAUGCUUUCCUGGCUAGCAAGUUCUGCAGCUAUGAAAGGAGAUUCCAGAUGACUUUCCAGUUCAGCAUUUGGGACAAAUUUCGGGACUUAGAAAAUUUGCCAAGCACUAAGUUUUCAAAUCUGGUUCAUCUGCUGGCACACUUGUUGAAGACAAAAUCACUUCCACUUUCUGUUCUAAAGGUAGUUGAGUUCAGUGAACUGGAUAAACCCAGAGUCCACUUCCUACGGAGAGUGUUAACUGCACUGCUGAUGGAAACAGAAGAAGAAGACCUGGGUUUAAUUUUUUCAAGAGUGUCUGACAACCCAAAGCUGGGAAUGUUGCGAGAAGGCCUGAAGCUCUUCAUUAGCCACUUCUUACUGAAGCACACACAGGCUCACCAGAGUGCUGAGGAAGCCAGUCUGCUGAGAGAAAGAGCAGGCCUUGCAUCCAAGUCUUUACAAGGCAAAGCCAUCCUGAGAAUGUAGCCAAAGAGUAGGGAACAUCUGACCAGGAGAGGUGACUGUGAAUUCAAAGGCCUGUCCUGCCUGUAAGAGCAGGAGAAAUUGCUCUGAAAUGCCAUGCUCUGUCUUGGUUUAAUAUUCUAUUUUCAGAUGCUUUGACCCAGGGUCAAAUGUAUAUGUAUGUAGACAGCAGAGCAAAGGAAAGCCAUGAGAGGAGGGUCAAGAUCAUAUAUGGAUGGC